AUGCGGACUUUGCAGCGCACGUUGACCUGCUUGCGCGCUUGCGCCCAACGUGCCUUCGUGGCCAGGUGGCGGCACGGCCUGGAGGGCUCUCCGAUAAGAGCUGCGACUAGCGAAGGACAUGCUGGGCUCGCGAGACGACACCAUUGGAGGACGCUCUCGACGGCGAACACGAUGCGCACGGUUGCUCUUAUUCCGGGGGACGGCAUUGGUCCGGAGAUAUCCGAUGCGGUUAAGAAGGUACUUGCGGCUGCAGGUGUUCCCAUUCAGUGGGAAGAGUAUCCCAUUAGCACGAAGAACGUGGUUCCAGGUCAAGAUCUCAUUCCGAGCAAUGUUCUGGAUUCCAUCCGCCGCCUCGGCUACGGCAUCAAGGGGCCGCUGGAGACGCCCAUCGGCAAGGGUCACAAAUCCCUGAACUUGACGCUGCGUCAGGCGCUCGGCCUCUAUGCGAACGUUCGCCCCUGUCGCACAAUCCCGGGCAUCCAAACGAAAUUCCCAGCCGUUGAUGUUGUGAUUAUUCGCGAGAACACAGAGGGCGAGUACGUUGGCCUUGAGCACGAGGUGGUGCCCGGCGUCGUGGAAUCUCUGAAAGUUAUCACGCGUGUUGCGAGUGAACGCGUUGCCCGUUUCGCGUUCGAGUUCGCUCGCCAGAACAAACGUCGUCGCGUUACGGCGAUCCACAAAGCAUCGGUUCUGAAGCUAAGCGACGGCAUGUUCUUGGAUUGCUGCCGACGCAUUGCAGCCGAAUACCCGGAUAUCGAGUUCAAAGAAGCAUUGAUUGAGCUCUGUUCCGGGUACUUGAUCAGCCAGCCAGAACGCUACGACGUCCUCGUCUUGACCAAUCUUGCGGGUGACAUCAUCAGCGAUCUGGCUGCGGGACUCGUAGGUGGCCUUGGGCUGACGGCAUCCCUGAACAAGGGCGAGCACACCGUUUUGGCAGAGGCCGUGCACGGAACAGCGCCGGACAUUGCGGGAAAGGACCUUGCGAAUCCGACCGCCUUGCUGCUUUCAGCCGUUCUUCUGCUCCGUGACAUGGGAUUGCAGGAACACGCGAAUCGUAUUGAGCAUGCUAUUUACACGGUCCUGCGCGAGGGUCAGGUACGUACGCGUGAUCUGGGAGGCAAGGCUUUGUGCUCCGAGUACACGCAAGCCAUUAUCAGUAAGCUCUAG
Molecule: messenger RNA, 1167 nt
Organism: Cyanidioschyzon merolae strain 10D
Lineage: Eukaryota; Rhodophyta; Bangiophyceae; Cyanidiales; Cyanidiaceae
Product: isocitrate dehydrogenase subunit 2, mitochondrial precursor
Exons: 1
Coding region: 1-1167 (388 amino acids)
Biological process (GO): tricarboxylic acid cycle; isocitrate metabolic process
Cellular component (GO): mitochondrion
Molecular function (GO): isocitrate dehydrogenase (NAD+) activity
Source: RefSeq, a predicted model, not a curated record